Dendronephthya gigantea is the source of this 981-nucleotide messenger RNA. RefSeq lists its product as uncharacterized. Bases 97 to 981 code for a protein of 294 amino acids. The transcript is spliced from 4 exons. The record is from RefSeq and is a predicted model, not a curated record. Gene Ontology annotation, cellular component: transcription regulator complex; nucleus. Gene Ontology annotation, molecular function: DNA binding. Gene Ontology annotation, biological process: regulation of transcription by RNA polymerase II. NCBI's taxonomy places the organism in Eukaryota, Metazoa, Cnidaria, Anthozoa, Malacalcyonacea, Nephtheidae.
CAUGCGCAAUAUCUAUUUAAUAUUUGCGUUUGGCGCAAUGGCGUUUUCGCUUGGAAGUUCAAUCCAAUACGACUUUUUCCGCUUUCCGCCCGUCCAAUGAGCAACAUGGCCGACAGGAAUAUGAGUGAAGAAAGCCGUGAAAGAUAUAUUUCUAGCAUAAAUUCCUUAAAAGAGCUUCUUGCAAGGUCCGAGGAACAACAGCAACUUAUUGCAAUGGAUGAAGGGUCAGUUACUGAACUGUUUGGUCACAUACAACAGCAACGACAGGAAAAGCAAGUGGGAAACAUUUCUCAAAAUAUUUCAAAUAGUGCAACAGAGCAAGCUAAUCCAGCAAUAGACUCAAGUGAAGCUCCUUUAACCAACAUAGAGGCAGGAGAAGAGGAGAGGGGAAUGUCAAUAGAUUUUGAGGUUGAGUUAUUUAUUGAAGAAAUUCGGAAACUUGGAUGUUUGUGGAAUACAUCUUUAUCUUCUUACAAAGACAGAAAUGCAAAACAAAAUGCAUGGAAAAUUCUCUCCAACAUAUUUAACAAAGAUGUGGAAUUUUUAAAGACACAGUUGAAAUAUUUGAAAGAUAACUUGAAGAAAUGCCUUGAUAGGAGAUCCAAGGCUACAAAAUCAGGGGCAGCUGCAUCAAAUUUUGUAACCCAGUCAGUGCUCUGCCCCGAGACCUCAACUCCAACAUCAUCAAAGAGUAUUCCAGCCUCUGCUCCAGGAAAAAGUAAAGCAGAGACUGAAAUUAUUGCAAAUACACCUGCAAAGCGAAGUAAGUCAAGAGCAGAAAUGGCAUUUGCAGUAGAUACAAUGUUGGUGAAGACAUUGAAGGAUAUGCAAGAACCCACUGUUACUGAUCAAGAUGAAGAUUUAUUAUUUUGCAAAAGCCUUGUACCAAUACUUAAAAAGAUGCCUGCAAGACAAAAUAGGCUUGCCAAAAUAAAAAUAAAUCAACUUUUGUUUGAUAUAGAGUUUAAUGAUGAACUGUGA